Molecule: messenger RNA, 1350 nt
Organism: Lotus japonicus
Lineage: Eukaryota; Viridiplantae; Streptophyta; Magnoliopsida; Fabales; Fabaceae
Product: F-box protein PP2-A12-like
Exons: 3
Coding region: 148-1008 (286 amino acids)
Molecular function (GO): protein binding
Source: RefSeq, a predicted model, not a curated record
UGUGCUGGUUUUCACUGUAUGCAAACAAACAAUUCAACAGUCUCACAGCGUCGACAACUCUGACGCCGCGUUGUAGAACCCAACCACCCACCACCACAAAAACCCUCUUCUCUUCGUCCACCAAUCGCGUUUCCGAUCUUCCGUUUCAUGGUCAUGGGCAUCGUCUUCUCUCGCCGACAUGCUCACCAAGUCUCGCCGUCGUUUGGUGAAUUGCCGGAGAGCUGCGUCGCUCUGAUCCUCGGGUACGCCGAUCCUCCUCAGAUCUGCCAGCUCGCGACCUUGAACCGCGCCUUCCGUGCCGCUUCCUCUGCCGAUUUUGUCUGGGAAUCCAAGCUCCCCGCCAAUUACCGUGCGAUUGUCAGGAAAAUCUUCACCGAUUUUCCCUCCGAUUCGAGCAAGAGAGACACUUACGCUGCCCUUUGCCGCCUCAAUACUCUUGAUGGAGGCACCAAGAAAGCUUGGUUGGAUAAAAGCACGGGGAAGAUUUGUAUGUGCUUAUCAUUCAAGGGACUGUCCAUAACCGGGAUUGAUGAUCGGAGAUAUUGGAAGGAUAUCCACACUGAAGAGUCCAGAUUCGGCACUGUCGCAUACCUCCAGCAAACCUGGUGGUUUCAAGUGGAUGGGGAAGUUGAGUUUCCAUUUCCAGCAGGGACAUACAGCUUAUUCUUCAGACUUCAUCUAGGGCGAGCCUCCAAAGGGAGGUUUGGUCGGCGGCUGUGCAACACUGAGCAUGUUCAUGGCUGGGACAAAAAGCCUGCACGGUUCGAGAUUUGGACUUCAGAUGACCAAUAUGUUACAUCCGAGUGCUUUCUGAAAGAACCCGGCAAAUGGUGUUUUUACCAUGCCGGCGAUUUCACGGUUCUGGAUGGUGGUGAUGCAUCAACAAAAAUCAAAUUCUCUAUGACUCAGAUUGAUUGCACUCACACUAAAGGUGGUCUGUGUAUAGAUUCUGUGUUUGUAUACCCAAGUGAAUUCAGAAAGGUUAAGGCAUUUUUAAAUUGCUCCUAACCAUUUCAUGUAGGAAUAGUGCAUGUUUGGAAAUUUUUGGACAAUUCAUUUAAUAGUUAGAAUCAAUUCUGAGAAGAAGCUUAUAUUAGUAGCUUCUGAGUCUCAAAAUUGAUUCUAAGAAAAUAGAAGUUGAUCCAAACAUGAUAAAAGAGUGUACAUUGUGUCGAAUAUGGACAAAUAGAACUUAGAGCGAGUGGAAUCAGGAAGGUUGGAGGAGGAACUGAGAAUCGAGUUUUUAUAUGGUUCUUUAGGAUUGAAUUUUGUAGAAGCAAGGAGCUGGAUGAACUUGUGCAAUUUGACUAAUUUCUUCGUUAAUUAUUUUAUAAAGAAUCUUUCUAUUCA